Odontomachus brunneus is the source of this 2508-nucleotide messenger RNA. Its product is annotated as odorant receptor 46a-like. Gene Ontology annotation, molecular function: odorant binding; olfactory receptor activity. Gene Ontology annotation, cellular component: plasma membrane. The transcript is spliced from 8 exons. Bases 2 to 1663 code for a protein of 553 amino acids. Lineage: Eukaryota; Metazoa; Arthropoda; Insecta; Hymenoptera; Formicidae. Gene Ontology annotation, biological process: detection of chemical stimulus involved in sensory perception of smell; sensory perception of smell. The record is from RefSeq and is a predicted model, not a curated record.
UAUGGACAUACUGCCGCUGAACUUUCGAGUGUUGUGGUUCUGCGGCGCGUGGAGUGAGCGAAAAGAGAGCAAUCCUUUCGUUCGUUUUUUGAAUUUUUGCUACAGAUACGCUAUAGUGAUUUUAAUAUACGAGUUUACGAUAUCGGAAGUGAUCGAACUUGUGAGGACACGCGACCACAUUGAGGAUAUAACAGAGGGUCUCUUCCUAACACUAACUUAUGUAGCCUUGUGUUUUAAAUACGGAAACUUCUUAGUGCGACGAGGCGAAGUGUCGACGCUGUUGAAUUGUUUCCGGGGUGAGACGUGCCAACCAAAAAAUUUCGAGGAACAGAUGAUCCUAAUUAAAUACGACCGUAAAGCCAAGUGGUGCGUCAGGACUUUCAUGAGCAUAUCUCAAGCUACUUGCUGGGCUCUCGUGUUCGCUCCUAUUGUGGGGCCGCAGGACACCGACAGACCGUUGCCCUUCAAGACGUAUAUGCCAUACUCCAUAUCCGGCUGGUACCUAUAUGUGGCGACGUACUUGCAGCACGUGGCUGCUAUAUUUUACGGGGUCCUGCUCAACGUCUCCUUCGACUCCCUCGUUUAUGGCUUCAUUCUUCACGCCUGCGGGCAAAUCGACCUGCUGCGCCACCGGCUGUACGCGGUUCUCCUGUUGAUAUAUCAGUUGACGAUAUCCGAGGUGAUCGAGUUGAUUCGCAUGCGCAAUCACAUCGACGACGUGACGGAAGUACUUUUCCUGACGUCAACUUUUGUAACUUUGUGUCUGAAAUACGCAAACUUCUUAUUACGAAGGGACCAACUGUCGACGUUGUUGGAAUGUCUGCGCGUUAAAAUGUGUCAGCCGAGGAACUUUAAGGAGAGACUGAUCAUAGAAGCGCAUAGUCGGAAAGCUAAGUGGAGCACUCUCUCCUUCCUGAUAAUAUCGCAUGCUACUGGUCUGGGUUUAAUAAUCACGCCGGCUCUAGAAGCAGUUACGGGAGAACGAGUUCUGCCAUUGAAAUCGUAUAUCCCUUAUUCCAUUACGAGAUUACUUCCAUACGCGGCGACGUAUCUGCAGCAAGCUGCGGCGAUUUUUUACGCAAUAAUGCUCAACGUUUCCUUCGAUUCCCUUGUUUAUGGCUUGACUAUACACGCGUGCGGACAAAUCGAGUUGAUCUGUCGUCGACUAACGGACGAUCUUGUAACUUCGGAGAAGAGAUCGAAUACGUCGAUUGAAGAGUGCGUCAAGCAUCAUGUACUCGUGUAUGCUUUUGUGAAAGGAGUAGAGACAUUGUUCAUUUGGACGGUGACGAUCCUCUUCUUCUUCAGUCUGAUCAUUUUCUGCACCAGCAUUUUCCUCAUAACGAAGACAAAACUCUUUAGCGCCGAGUUUUUUUCUCUGCUAUUAUACUUUAGCGGCAUAAUGUUACAAAUAUUUUUUUACUGUUGGUAUGGGAAUGAGCUUGAAUUAAAGAGCAGAAGAAUCGCGAACGCUAUUUAUUUUAGCGAUUGGACAAUGGCGACGCCACGAGAACGCAGAUCUUUGGUACUUAUUAUGAUAAACAGCCAGAAAGGAUUCGUAUUUUCUUAUCACGGACUAUUCACACUGUGUUUGGACACUUUUACUUGGAUCUUUAAGACGUCUUACUCGGCUUUUAACCUCCUGCAACAUGCGUCGAAUUAAUUAUUUGCGUCGUAUAACAAAAAGAAAACAUGAUAUUGAUUUUGUACGUAGUUAUAUAUGCAUAUAUGUAUUGAUGUAUUAUUUUGCAGAUGUGUUAAGUACCGAUAAUAAGGCUUUUUAAAGAGAAGCACUUGAAUGUUCACGUCUGUAAACUAAUGUAUCGAUAUUUUAUAUACACAGCACUCUUGUACAUAAGCCUGUGUAUAGUUAUAUUGGGAUCAUUACAAAAAUACAACAGUUGAAUAACAAUCGACACGAAUGUAAUUAAAUGUCAUCCGUUAUGCGUUGUAGCGAUGCUGAAUUCAGUUUUAUUUCAACAGAUCUGUAAGGCCUUUCACUCAACUUCCCGCGGCAGAUCGCAAAUUAAUCAGCCGUAUAUUAUGUAACGCAGUAUCCUCGCGAAUAAUCUACAUUUACAAUAACAGGUUUUCCCGUCGAGCAUAAUCUACUGGCCAUGUGCGAAAAAAAACUUCGCAGUAACGCUUCGUUAAUGAUAAAGUAGUCGAGAUUUAUAUUUCAACGGUUCUAAUAGUUCUAUGGAUGUAAUACUCACUGUCUACGUUCGCACAUACUCGUGACGUAAACGCAAACAUGAACUUGUAAGAAUGAAAAAGAUGUAAUGCGUUAACAGUUUUAUUUGAUAACAAUAUUUUUUCUAAAUUCGUCACAAAGAGGCAACAAUGCGAUACGAUUAAAUAUUCCUGAACGACCGUAUCUGGCGCAACUAGAAAUAUAUUAUGAAACUUUUGGUCAAUUAUAUAUAUCAGGUAUAAUUAUUAGAUCAUGUAUAUGGCACGGUGAUCGGAAUAUUUUUAUAUUAUCUAAUAAACACCAACUAUUCAUAA